This is a messenger RNA of Engraulis encrasicolus (European anchovy), 9289 nucleotides long. RefSeq names its product CAP-GLY domain containing linker protein 1a (gene clip1a). Bases 1037 to 7930 code for a protein of 2297 amino acids. The transcript has 26 exons. Gene Ontology annotation, molecular function: microtubule plus-end binding. NCBI's taxonomy places the organism in Eukaryota, Metazoa, Chordata, Actinopteri, Clupeiformes, Engraulidae. Gene Ontology annotation, biological process: positive regulation of microtubule polymerization; cytoplasmic microtubule organization. Gene Ontology annotation, cellular component: microtubule plus-end; nucleus; cell cortex. The record is from RefSeq and is a predicted model, not a curated record.
GACACUGCGUUCUAUUUUUCCAAUAAUACCCAGUUGUUUGCAUGCCCUUGGUGGUGGUACCUGAGUUAGUAAACGGUCGGAACUGAUAUGAGCCCGCGAAGGUGUAGGAUAACGACGUUAGCUAACCCUCUUAAUUUUCUCUGCUGAUGAAGGUUCACUGGAUAGUGCUAUAUUUGAUGCGUUUCAUUGUUGAGAAUUGACGCAUUAGCAACACAAAAAUGUGCAGCGGCUUUCCCUUAUUUAGACUUUAGCCCAAAGGUGACUCGAACCGCCAAACUUGGACGACUAGGCUAAUUAACGUAAACGUUACCACUAGCCUCACAGCUAGUUUUUUGGUCAGGCUGUGAGCGUAGCUCAGCCUGCCAGCUCUGACAUUGCGGAACCUCGUCACUUCAGACCUGUGGAAUUCCCUCUUGUUUUGGAAAAGAAUAACAGGAUAUUGUUUCUGGUAACUGAAUCCUAAAGUUAGGAGGAUAUCUUUUCUGUUCCUGUAUGGUCAUCUGUUGUUUCCAACUGGGUUGAAGACAUUAAAUCUGGCAAUCCGAUUGAUCCAGAUGUAGAACUUAAUCACAACUUGUGUGACAUGUGACAAGGUUGAAGUCAGCGUUUCCUUUGCCAACAUUUUGGUUUGAUGUUCACCACCGGUCCCCCUGGUCUGAGGGACACGAGUAGACAGCUGUGGCUACAGACGUGACAAGAGUGCCUGGCAAUAUGACACCAGACGUCACAGGCUGAGGCGUGCUGGAAGUGCUAAGGCCAGUGGCUGCAGAGGUGCAGAGCACGUCACAAGGGUUUGGAUCACUGGACCACUCCUUUUUUUCCUCCCUCACCCCCUUUCCUCCUUUUUUUUGUUUAUUUUUAUUUUUAUUUUUGUUGGUUGGUGGUGAAGACAAAGGGGCUGAGGUAGCGAGUUAAGCCCCCCUGCAGAAGAGAGCCAGUGGUCCUGGACUGGUGGUGCAGAGUGGAUGAGCAGUGUUCGCUGCUGCAGCGCUCCCUCUUGACCCUGCACUAGACGCCACAGCACACACAGGCAGCCAUGAGCACAGCCAAGCCCAGCGGCCUCAAGGCCCCCAGCAAGAUUGGCAGGCCAGCCACCAGCGCAGCUGCAAAGACCGCCACAAGCACAGGAGCGGCAGCCAAACCCCCUGUCCCAGCGGCUGCGGCGGCCGCAGCUGCAGCAGCAGAGCCCCAGGAUGGAGCAGGUGGCGGCGAUGGCGACAACUUUGUGGUUGGCGACCGCGUGUGGGUGAAUGGCAACAAGCCCGGCGUGGUGCAGUUCCUGGGCGAGACGCAAUUUGCGCCGGGCCAGUGGGCGGGCAUCGUGCUGGACGAGCCCAUCGGCAAGAACGACGGCUCUGUGGCGGGCGUGCGCUACUUCCAGUGCGACGCACUGCGUGGCAUCUUCACGCGGCCCUCCAAGCUGUCGCGGACGGAGGGCGAGGCCAACGGCACGCUGACCGCCCCGGCGUCGCGGGCAUCCUCGCCAACGCCCUCGCAGACGGGCAUCCCUUGCACGCCGGCUGCCAAGAAGACGCCGCCGUCGGCAGCCGGUGCAGCAGCGGGGGUCUCCACACCGUCCAACCUCACACGUGCCAACAGCGAGUCCAUCUCCAACCUAUCAGAGACUGGAUCCGUGAAGAAAGGGGAGCGGGAGCUGAAGCAUGGGGACCGUGUUUUGGUGGGCGGGACCAAGGCAGGUGUGGUGCGGUUCCUGGGAGAGACGGACUUUGCCAAGGGGGAGUGGUGCGGUGUGGAGCUGGACGAGCCCCUGGGCAAGAACGAUGGAGCUGUGGCUGGCACCAGGUACUUCCAGUGCCAGCCCAAGUACGGGCUGUUUGCGCCCGUGCACAAGGUGACGCGCAUCGGCUUCCCGUCCACCACGCCGGCCAAGGCCAAGACUGCGGUGGCGGUGCGCAAGGUGCCGGCCACCACGCCCUCCGGCCCCCUGAAGCGCAGCCCCAGCGCCUCCUCCGUCAGCUCCAUGAGCUCCGUGGCCUCCUCUGUCAGCGCCAAGCCCAGCCGCACAGGCCUGCUGACGGAGACUUCGUCGCGGUACAAUCGUAAGAUCUCUGGCACGACGGCGCUGCAGGAGGCCCUGAAGGAGAAGCAGCAGCACAUCGAGCAGCUGCUGGCUGAGAGGGACCUGGAGAGGGCAGAGGUGGCCAAGGCAACCAGCCACGUGGGCGAGGUGGAGCAGGAGCUCACCAUCCUCCGGGAGGGGCAGGAGCAGUAUGUUGUGGACAUGGAGGCCAAGAUGGACCAUCUGCGCGUGCUGGUGGAGGCAGCGGACAGGGACAAGGUCGAGCUACUCAACCAGCUGGAGGAGGAGAAGAGGAAGGUGGAGGAUCUUCAGUUUCGUGUUGAAGAAGCAUGCAUUACAAAAGGAGACCUGGAGGUGGUCACGGUCUCUGAGCGCUCCAGGAUUAUGGAGCUGGAGCGGGACUUGAGUCUGCGAGACAAAGAGGUGGCGGCCCUGCGCCAGCACCUGGAGUCCGCCGCCUCGGGCGAGGGCAGCUCGGGCGCCGACCCGGCCGCCGGCGUGCUCCAGGAAGAGGUGGCGUCCCUCCGCGCCCAGCUGUCCUCCCAGGGCACCUCGCACCAGUCCGAGCUCCAGGACCUCCGCGAGCGGCUGGAGGCGGCGGAGCGGGCGCACGGCGACGCCCUGGCCCAGCUGCAGGCCUCCUCCAGCCGCCUCAGCAAGGACAACGAGCAGCUGCGCGCCCGUGUCACGCAGGCCGAGCAGGAGAACGCCGACGUCGUCGAGCUGUGGCGCUCCAAGCUGGCCUCGGCCAUGGCCUCGCACCAGCAGGCCAUGGAGGAGCUGCGCGCCACCUCGGAGAAGGGCGCCGGCGGGGCGCAGGCCGGCGAGCUGGUGGAGCUCCGCGGCGCCCUGGAGAGGCUGAAGGUCGAGCACAAGCUGGCACUGGAGGAGGCGGCGGCGCAGCGCGAGGCGGAGGCAGCGGCCCGGGCGAAGGAGGCGGAGGAGCUGAAGGCUCGGCUGCUGGGCCUGACGGAGGAGAAGGAGCGCCUGGAGGAGACGCUGCGCACCAGCGUGGAGAGCGCCGAGGAGCAGCACCUGGUGGAGAUGGAGGAGCAGCUGGGCAAGCUGACCACGGCCGAGCUCAGGGUAAAGGAGCUGGAGGAGGAGAGGGCUCAGCUUGGGCAGCAGGCGGAGGUUAAGGCCACGGAGGCCAAGGAGCUGACUGCCUCGCUCGAGGCGCUCCGCUCCCAGCAGACACAAGGUAACCAGGACAUGCAGGGCAUCCGAGCCCGGCUGGAGGAGGCCGAGGGCAAGGCACGUUCUCAGGAGAGCAAGAUGAGCGAGCUGAGUUCACAGCUGGAGGUCCGACAGCAGGAGCUGGCUAGUGCACAGCAGAGCCUGCUCUCCCUGCAGCAGGAGAAGAGCUCUGUGGACCAGGAGCUGAGUAGCAUGAAACAAAAGCUGGUGGAAUCCUCUGGCGAUCAAGCUAAAUCAGCACAAACUAUGCAAGAGUUGCAGGAGAAGCUGAGCAGUAAAGAGGAACUCUGCACAUCUCUCAUUACUGACUCAGAAGCACUUAAAUCCCAAGUGGCCGGACUGGAGAGAAAGCUAAAGGCAGGUGAUGAGAAGCUGGACCAACUGAAUAAGGACAAAGCCAAACUGGAGAAUGACAUCAGCCAGAUGAUUACCUCAUCGGGAGACAGCUCUGCCCAGCUGACCAAGAUGAAUGAGGAUCUCAAUCAGAAGGAGAGGCGUCUGGAGGAGCUGCAGAGCCAGCUGACGGAGCAGAGGGAGCGGGUGGCCCGGACCGAGGAGACCAGGAGACAGGAGCAGGCCAAGGCUGAGCAGGAGCUGACCGACACCACGGAGAAGCACCAGGGAGAGGUGGCCAGUCUUCAGGAGAAGAUCACUCAGCUGGAGAAGAAUGCCCUGGAAGCCGAGUCCAAGGCCCAGAAGAGCAAGGCCUCUGGGGACAAGGCUUUAGCAAAAGCCUCAGAGCUCCACACCAAAGAGCUGGAGGAGCUCCGUCGUCUGGCAGAGGUUACAAAGAAAGACCUCAGCACCUCGACAGAUAAAAACAAAGAUCUGGAAAAGCAGGUGGCGGAGUUGCUUGUUUACAAAGAGCAGGCACAGUCUCUCAAUGCUGACUUGACCUCCUCUAGGCAGGAGUCAGAGCAGCUCUCUGCAGAGCUUGUAAGUGUCAGGGAUGCAUCCCAGCGUCUUACAGAGGAGAGGUCAGAUUUGCAGGCUCAGACACACACCAUAAAGAAACAGCUCUCGGAUUCUCUGGAGAAGUUCUCCUCUUUAGAGGUGUCUCACAAGCAGCUCUCUGCACAGUUUGACGAUCUGAAUGUGCUUAAAGAAAAGCUGCUCAAUGAAAAUAAAGAACUCCUUUCUGGACAAUCCUCCCUAGACAAAGAAAAAAGUAUGAUCACAGCAGAAAAGGGGAAACUGUCUCAACAGCUCCAAGAACUUAAUGUCACAUUGGAAAAGUUAAAGAAUGAAAACAUGGGUCUGAAAGACUUAGAAACCAAGCACCUGGCAGAAAUUACGGAAUUGGAGAAGGUUAAUGCUGAGAAGCAGGAAGUUCUUCAGAAAUACCAGGAGGAUCUGAAGCGGCAGGAUGACGACAAGAAUCAGCUGACCCAGGACCUUGAGAAGGCCCGUAGUGACAGGGAUAAAAUCAAAGGGGAAUUGACCAAGAGUCAUAAAGAUCUGAAGGGAUUAAGGGAAAGUUUAGACAAGGAGCAAAAUAAACUUGGCAAAGAGAAAAGUGCUCUAGAUGCAAAAAAUGCGGAAUUACAAUCGAUGCUUCUGUCCCUUACAUCUGAAAAAGAUGACCUUUGUGCUCAAAAUGCCCAGCUGCAAGCUGAAAAAGACGGUUUACAUGAAGAAAAGAGCAAAAUCUCUGCCCAGCUGAAUGCUGCUGUGUCAGAAAAAGAUACCCUUGUUGCUGAAAAAUUAGAACUGCAGAGUAAGUUUAAAACUGUAAACAAAGAUCUUGAUAAGGCUAAACGCAACAUCACAGAGCUGGAGUCUUCCAAGACCAGCCUAACCAAAAUGCUGGAUGAAAUCAAAAUGAGCAGUGAGGUGACUGACUGUGAGAAGCUUAAGCUGUUGCAAGAAAAGGAGGACUUGCUUGACAAACUGAGAACUGUGUGCUCUGAGAAGGAAGAACUUGAAAAAGAGAAAUCCGAGCUUACAGAGAAGCUAUGCCACUCUACAGAUGAAGUUAAGGUAGCAAAUGAGAAGAUACAGCAUGAAACGCAGACAUUUACUCAAGAGAAGGAGACUCUACAUGCCAAAGUCUCGGAGCUGGAGAAGGCUCUUAAAUCCUUAAAGAAGGAGAAGAAGGGUUUAGAAUCUUCUUUGGGGAAGCAAAAGAUUGAGACGGAGCGUCUAGAAAAGCUGAAAGACGAGUUAGUUGAGAAGCAUGAAAGGGAGGCAUCAGAAAAAUCAUCCAUAACAGCUGAAAGGAAUCAACUUUCAGAAGAACUCUGUAAAAUAAAAGACGAUCUUGACAAUUCCUCCACGGAGUGUGCUAACUUGGUGAAAGAAAAGGCCAAUCUUGUCUCUGAGUUAGAGGAAACAAAGCAGAAGAAAAAUGAAUUCGAUAAACAGAAAACCACUCUCUCCCAAGAAAAGGCAAACUUGGAAAAACAGUUGCAAAAACUUCGCUCAGAGAUUGAUUCUGUUAGUAAGGCUAAAGAUCAGCUCACUGAUGAGCUUAGCAAAGUGAAGGUUAACACGGAAAGCUUGCAGGAAGACCUUGACCAUCAGAGAAAGGCUUUGACAGACGAACGGGAUGCUCUUCUGUCCCAAAAAGCAGAUUUGUCUAAGACUCUGGAGCAGCUUCAAAAAGACAAAGAGAGCCUGAACCAACAAAUUCAAGAGCUUUCAUGUGAAAAGAAGUCUCUUUCAGAGUCAAAUAGCCUACUUGAAGAGCAACAGCAAAACCUGACCAAAGAAAAGAAUGAACUCUGUAGUACCAAAGCCAACCUUGACAAAAAAGUUGAGCAGCUUGAGAAACAGCUUGCCAGUUUAUCUCAAGAGAAAAACACUCUUCAGCAAUCAGAAUCCAAACUUAAGACUCAAAUGUCAUCUUCCCAAGCUGAACUGAAAUCCCUUACCACCGAAAAGCAGAAUUUGUUGAGCCAGUACGAACAGCUGAAGAGCUCUCAUGAAAAGGUAGUCUCUGAGAUGCAGAUCUUAAAGGAUGAAAAGACAGAAAUUGAAACCAAAGUGGAGGAACUUAACCAGAAAGCCAUGUCUGGUGAUCAAGCAGUGGAUGACAUAUCUACAAAUCUGAAGAAAGCUUUGGAAGAGAAGAAAGCUUUGGCUAAAGAAGUCAAAAACAUUAAGGCUCAGCAAAAACAAAGCGAUCAGGUGAGAACAGACAUGGCAGUAGAGAAAGAACUCCUCUCUGGUAAACUGGAAGACCUUCAAAGAGAGGCAGCUGCCUUGACCAAGGAGAGAGCUGAUCUCCAGGUGUCUCGUGCCAACCUUGAAAAAGAGGUCUUGUCCCUGCGCCAGACUCAGGCAACAAGUGAGAAGGAACAUUUGGAGCUCACAAAUAGGUUAAAAGAACUUCAGGCCUCACAUUCUCAGGUCGAGGCAGAUGCUCAGAAGCUCCGUGCCUCACUGGCCGUGUUGGAACAAAAGCAACAGUCAUCAUCUGAACAGGCUUCCUCACUCUCCAAAGCCCAGGCCGAAGCCGCAUCAUCUCUCAACAAGGUGCAGACUGAGAAGGAGAUCUUGCUCAAGGAGAAAGAGGAGGCCAUCCACAAAAUUGCACAGCUUGAGGCUCAGUGUAAAAGCUCACUUGCAAAACAGCUUGAGGCUGCGGAGAGCGCCGGGCAGACAGCUGAAGCACUGGAGCGGCUGGCUCAGGAGAAGGCUGGACUGCAGCAGGAGAAGACUGAGGCUCAGACCCUGGUGGAGGAGCUGAAGGCCUCCCAGCAGAAGCUACAGAGUCAGCUGGAGGAGGUGACAAAGCAGAGCUCGUCCCACCAGGCCGAGCUGGCCAAAUCCAAAAAGCAACUGAGUGCUGAAAACCAAAGGACCAGCGGCCUGUCCAAAGAGAUUGAGCAGCUGAAGGUGGUGGUGUCUGAGCAGGCGGGCCGGCUGGAGUCUCUGGAGAAGGAGAAGGCCUCCCUGUCUGAGGAGCUGGCCAGUAAACACAAGGACACCAGCGGCCAGGGCAAGAAGCUGGAAGAACAGUGUGCCACUCUAACCAAACAGGUGAAGGAGAUGAAGAAGAGGGAGGGUUCAAUCAAGAAGCAAUCAGAGGAGGAGAAAGCUGCGCUCCAACAAUCGGUCACACAAAGCAGUGCCUUGGUCUCCGAACGAGACAAGGAGCUGCAGAAGCUGAAAGAAGAGAUGACAGAACUGCGCAAGGAGAGUUCAGCAGCCAAGAAGCUGGAGCUGACUGUGCAGUUGCUGGAGUCUGAGAAGUCGCGGUUGCAGGAGCGUAUCUCCACCCUGGAGAGUCGGGCAGCUGCGUCAGGGAGCGGAGAGGUGACGUCUACGACGAGCCUAGGUGACUCUGACAUGGACACGGCGAGAGAGGACAAGGAGAUGGCUGACAGUCAGAUUGAGUUCCUGAACUCGGUCAUCGUGGAUCUGCAACGCAAGAACCAGGAGCUCAAGUCUCAGCUGGAGAAGAUGGCAGAGGCGGCUCUGAACGGGAACAACGCCAAUGAGCUGGACAACUACGACAGUCUGGCCGAGGGACCGGUGAAGAAGAAAGUCCCACCGCGCCUCUUCUGUGACAUCUGCGACUGCUUCGACCUCCACGACACCGAGGACUGCCCCACGCAAGAGCAGAUGCCCGACUCGCCGCCCCACACGGCCUACCACGGCAGCCGGCAGGACGAGCGGCCCUACUGCGACAUCUGCGAGGCGUUCGGCCACUGGACGGAGUCCUGCAACGACGACCAGACCUUCUAGAAACAUCUAGGGAGCCUCUCCAUGCCUGGCCUGGCCUGGCCUGGCCUCGCCUCAACUCACCUCAACACUCUUCAGAGGCUUUUCUUCACAUCACCUGCUGCUCUCUUUAUUUAUUUAUUUCACAUUCUCUCUCUAUUUCUCUCUCUAUUUCUCUCUCUAUUUCUCUCUCUCUCUCUCUCUCUCUCUCUCUCUCUCUCUCUCUCUCUUUCUCUCUCUGCUGCUCACUCUUCUAACUCUCUGUCUCUAUUUAUCUUUCUCUGCACAAAACAGCCUGCAAUAAGUGCAAAAACAAGAGUGUUGCUGUGUGAAUACUCUGUGUCUGAACACAAGAGUGUGUGUGUGUGUGUGCAUGUGUGUGUGCCUGUACAAUGAAUGAGUGUGUCUUGAAUAAGUUCACUGUUCUCAUGCACACGAUGCCCCAAAGCGCUCUUACUGUGGGAAAACCUCUGUAGAAUCAAGUCAGUCAGCUUAUAGUGGUAACCCACUGCACAUGCCCUCCCAGAGUGUUUUUGCAAGGUGGAUGAAGGUGAUAUUCUUUAUAUCACUUCAAAAAAGUGCUCAAGAUUUCUUUUGGACUAAGUGAUUUAAUAUAAAAAAGAAAGAAGAAAAACUUGUACAAUUCUUUGAAUUGGACUGACAUUUGUUUUCUUUUGAUACAUUUAAUAUGGACUCGCACAGUUUUGUGUGCAUGUGCACAAGGAAGGAUGUUUCCUUACCAGUUACGGUUAUAAUAUCGAUGUGGAUUGAUGGAUGGAUGGAUGGUGGUGUUGGUGGCUUGCUUUAAGUGGGGUAUGGAGUUCAGUCUCCAUGGGCUCUUCAAGGUAUCUCAGUACCAAAGAGCCACGAUGAGGAGGACGCCAUUUAUAUCCUAUAACGCACUGCACACUUUACUCCUAUCAUUGUGUCCUCGCGCGCAAAAGGACCUUGGUUUCCCUCUCUGAAAAUGCCUUUCUGUGAACAAAAGAAAUUAACAUGAUCAUUUACCACAAGGAUAAACUAUUUGAGAAAAAAAGGAAGGUUUUUGUGCCUUCCUAUAUUACGUCAUUUUUUUCUUUGUCCUUUAACAUGUUAUAUAUCUGUACAAAUCUAAAAUAAAAAAAUAAAUAUGUUUCAAUGAUGUUAUCUCCUGGAUUAACUGUAAAGAUGACUUUUGUAAUUAUCCCUUUUUAAGUGAGGAGAAAGAUUUUGACAAAGCAAGGAAAACUUUUCUUUUACGUAUUGAUGGAGUUGUCCAAGAUGUUUUUGUCUGAUAUGCUGUUGAAUGUAUGUAUGACAAGCACUUGGAAAGAAUGUCAGUGAAAAGAUUUUUUCGCGCAGACUUUUUAUCCUUAAUAAAGACAGGUGAAGUUUGUUACAUUG